Molecule: messenger RNA, 1488 nt
Organism: Striga hermonthica
Lineage: Eukaryota; Viridiplantae; Streptophyta; Magnoliopsida; Lamiales; Orobanchaceae
Source: the annotation of a GenBank genome assembly
AUGGAAGUGAAGUUCGGAGGUGACUCGCUAGCUGGCGAGUGUCUCGAUGGCAUUUAUGCGUCACUUGUCGAGAGACAACAUAAUGCAUUGCCUUCUGUCAUCGUUGUUGGUGGGGGUAUAUCAGGAAUUGCUGCGGCCCACAUGCUUCAAAAUGCAUCUUUUAAGGUGAUCCUGUUGGAGUCCCAAGACAGGAUUGGUGGUCGUAUUCACACUGAUUACUCAUUUGGUUGCCCAGUUGACAUGGGAGCUUCAUGGUUACAUGGUGUCUGCAAUGAGAAUCCGUUGUCUCCCAUUAUACGCCGUUUGGGGCUCACUUUGUAUCGCACAAGUGGCGACGACUCCCUUCUAUAUGACCAUGAUUUGGAAAGUUAUAUUCUAUUCGACAUAAAUGGUCAUCAAGUUCCUCAAAAAAUGGUUAUUGAAGUUGGAGUUGCAUUUAAGAAAAUCCUUGAAGAGACGGAUAAAGUGAGGAAUGAACAGAGCAAUGACAUAUCUGUUAAGGCAGCAAUAUUGAUUGUGCUGGAUAGACAUCCAGAUCUUAGACAAGACGGUCUUGCACAUGAAGUUCUACAGUGGUACAUAUGUAGAAUGGAGGCUUGGUUUGCUGUCGAUGCAGAUAGGAUAUCUCUGAAAGCCUGGGACCAGGAGAAAGUACUUACCGGCGGCCAUGGCCUUAUGGUGCAAGGGUACGAUCCGGUGAUAAAGGCCCUGUCAAGAGAUAUUGAUAUUCGCUUAAAUCACCGGGUUAAAAGAAUUGUCAACGGGUAUAAGAAGGUGGUUGUAACAGUCGAAGAUGGCAUUGAGUUUGUAGCUGAUGCUGCCAUAGUCACUGUCCCCUUGGGGAUUCUAAAAGCCAACUUGAUUGAGUUUGAGCCUAGUCUUCCAGAAUGGAAACAGUCAGCAAUAUCCGAUCUUGGUUUUGGAAAUGAAUAUAAAAUUGCACUGAAAUUCGACCGUGUCUUUUGGCCAAAUGUGGAACUUUUGGGCGUUGUUGCCACCAUUUCUUAUUCCUGUGGCUAUUUUCUUAAUCUCCAGAAGGCUACAGGCCAUCCAGUCCUCGUCUAUAUGGCAGCUGGGGCCCUUGCGUAUGACCUUGGAAAGCUAUCGGACGAGGCUGCUGCUGAUUUCGCAAUGGUACAGCUGAAACGAAUGUUUCCAGAUGCAACCGAGCCUGUUCAGUACAGGCUGUCACGUUGGGGAACGGACGCAAAUAUCUUGGGCUCCUAUUCAUAUGAUGCAGUCGGCAACUCGGAGGACAUAUAUGACGGGCUGCGGGCCCCAGUGGGGAAUCUCUUCUUCGGGGGCGAGGCUGUGAGUGUCGACCAUCAGGGCUCGGUUCACGGCGCCUACUCCGCGGGGAUCCUGGCGGCCGAAAAUUGUCAGAGGCACCUACUGCAGAAGCUCGGGAGUCUCGAGAGGAUCUCGCUUGUCGCCUGUCGGGAGGAAGCCGUCGAAGCAAGCGUUCCUCUUCAGAUCUCGAGACUGUAA